This is a messenger RNA of Apis dorsata (giant honeybee), 4659 nucleotides long. RefSeq names its product fibroin heavy chain-like. The record is from RefSeq and is a predicted model, not a curated record. NCBI's taxonomy places the organism in Eukaryota, Metazoa, Arthropoda, Insecta, Hymenoptera, Apidae. The transcript is spliced from 10 exons. The coding region runs from base 172 to 3522 and encodes 1116 amino acids.
UCUCGUUCAACAGCUUCAGUCGUUCUUCACUCUUCGGCCACACCGAUUAUCGAUCCGAGGCAGCGAGUUUUCGAGAGACAGAUAGAAGAUAAGUUCGUUUCGUGGAUAUUCGUGUAAUAUAUAUAAUAUAUAUAUAUAUAUAUUCUCGAAUUGCGCACAGUGUGAGAAAAAAUGCGGUAUCUUGAGUGUUUCGUGCCGUUGAUGGUACUAUCGUGCCUCGCAAGUUCGUUCGCGGAACCUGGUGUCCUCUUAGAUCUGGCUAAGGAUCAUCAAAAGCGCGUGGCAAGUUUGCUGGACCCGCUAGGAUUGUUCCACAAGAAGGAUCAAAGCUCGAGCUCGUCGCACUCGUACGGGAACCACCUACAGCUAGGACCACUUUCCUUUUCGAGCAGCUUGGCCAGCUCUUCGGCCACGGCCGAAGGCAACGGUGCUACCUCCGUUGCCAAGGCGAAUUCUCAAGCCUUCGGCCAAGGCUCUGCAAAAGCUGACGCCAGCGCAAUAGCCAACGCUCAAGAUUAUUCAGAUUCUAACAUCGGUCACAACUACUACUACGUGCCGACAGACGUGCAACAAUACGACGUCCCCGGUGGUUCUCAGUCGAUCACGAAUCCGAAUGAUGGUUAUAACGCUGCGAAUACCGUUGCGAGCGCCGCUGCAAAUGCUAAUGCAAACGCGAACUAUAAUGCGAACAGAGGUGCGAACUCGAACGUGAACGCCAACGCGAAUUCGAACGCCGUUUCUUAUACCGGUGCAACGCCGACCAAUUAUUAUUCUCCCGGAUACGAUCUAUCCGAUACCGGUGCCAAUGCAAAUACGAAUCUUAAAAGUAACAGCGCGAACAAUGGCGCGGGAACGCUCGACGGCUAUUACACGGCUCCUGAAAGUUUUCGAGGUAAUGCAGCCGCAGCAGCAAGCGCGGAUGCGAGAGAGAAUUCUAUUAGCGGAGCGGGAUCAUCCGAUAAUUAUUAUGCUCCUGGAGGAGCGUGGAGCGAUGGUGGUGCGAUCGCGGAUGCAAAGACGAAUAUCGUCGAUGGUGUAACGAGUGGCUAUAAACCUGGAAUCAUGAAAAGCAACGUGGGCCCGAUCGACAAUUCGAAAUCGAACGGUGGCGUGGAAUUACCAUAUGGAUAUUAUCCUUCGGGAACUCGAAGCAACGCGGUGACCGGUAGCAAGAUUCCUUAUCGUCCUCACGACGAUGAAGAAACGGUGGUAGUGAUCGUAGAUCCUCCACCGGUCCACAGGCCACCAUUGGACAGGCCGCCAUUCGGUAGGCCACCACCAUUCGGUAAGCCACCACCAUCAUUCGGUAGGCCACCACCAUUCCGUAAGCCGCCAUCACCAUUCGGCAGGCCACCUUUCGAGAGAUAUCCACAACCUGAUCACGGCCCUGAGACAAUCAAAGUGAUCGUGAUCGAAGAGCCGACAUAUCAUAGCCAAGCAGGAGCGAGUAAUGGAAAGGGUCAAUACGGUCAACCGAUCGACUAUCCGGUUGGAGGCUAUCAGAAUGGUUAUGGAGGAGCUAACGCAAACGCCAAUGCUAAUGCCAUCGCUAUUGCAAAUGCAAAUGCCAAAGCAAACGCAGCAGCUAACGCAGGAGCUAAUGCAGGAGCUAAUGCAGGAGCUAAUUCCAUCUCUGGAGCGAACGGCUACCCUGUUCAGGAAUCGGGAUACUAUCCUGGAAAUGCUCCAACCACUUCCAUCGGAACGAACAAUCCUUUCUUGACUGGAUCUCAAGGAACCGGAGGGGCUAACGCAGGCGCUAAUGCAGGAGCCAACGCAGGUGCUCUUGGAAACGCGUAUCCAGGAACAUCAAGGCCAGGAAGUCAGGGUGCGGGUAGUUAUCCAGGUGGCUCGUACACUGCUGGAUCGGGCAAUCCUUUUCUAACUGGUGGACAAGGUCAAGGAAAUGCAGGUGCCAAUGCUGGUGCCAACGCCGCUGCAAAUGCUGCUGCUAAUGCUGGUGUUAUCUCUCAAGGACAAAUCGGAGCACAAAAUCCUUUCCUCAAUCCUGGAUUCCAACCUACUGCAAGUCCUCACGGACUUGAAGAAUACGUAAUUAAUAAUGAAAAAAGUGGAAAACAGAGUGGAGGUAGCCCCAUUCCUACUACUUAUCCUGGCCAAGGAAGCAAACCAGGAAGCUAUGGAAUGAACGUACCCACGAUCGUUGGAUCAGGAGCAAAUGCAGGAGCCAAUGCAGGAGCUAUCGCCAAUGCUAAUGCUGGUGCGAAUGCAGGUGGAUACGGUCAGCCUGUUAAAGAAAGUCCUGUAAUUAUUCCUGCUAAUCCAAGUACAAAUUAUGAGGGCGGAGCUGGAUCAGGUAGCGUAUUCGAAAAUACGGGAAGCGUAUUUGGAAAUUCUGGAUCAGGUAGCAAUGGCUAUGGUGUUCCUACAAAGGGUGUUCCUUAUCAAACUGGAUUAGUUUCUGGUGGAGCAAAUGCUGGAGCGAAUGCAGGAGUAAAUGCUGGAGGAUCUGGUGGCUAUGGUGUACCAACAAAAGGUGCUCCAGUCUUUGGAACGUCUGGACCAGCUUUUGGAACUGGUGGCGCAAAUGCUGGAGCGGAUGCAGGAGCAAAUGCGGGAGGUAGCGGACCUGGUGGUUAUGGUGUACCCACAACAGGAGCUCCAGUCUUUGGAACAUCUGGCCCAGCUUUUGGACCUGGAGGAGCAAAUGCCGGAGCCCCCGCUGGAGCAAAUGCUGGAGCGGAUGCAGGAGCAAAUGCGGGAGGUAGCGGACCUGGUGGUUAUGGUGUACCCACAACAGGAGCUCCAGUCUUUGGAACAUCUGGCCCAGCUUUUGGACCUGGAGGAGCAAAUGCUGGAGCGGAUGCAGGAGCAAAUGCGGGAGGUAGCGGACCUGGUGGUUAUGGUGUACCCACAACAGGAGCUCCAGUCUUUGGAACAUCUGGCCCAGCUUUUGGACCUGGAGGAGCAAAUGCUGGAGCGGAUGCAGGAGCAAAUGCGGGAGGUAGCGGACCUGGUGGUUAUACUGGUGGAGCAAAUGCUGGAAGCAAAGCUACUGCUAUAGCAAAUGCUGGAGCAAAUGCUGGAUCUGGAUCUGGAUCCGAUGGUUUUAAUAUUGGACCAUCUAAAGGUGGAGCAGAUUUUGGAACAUCUGGACCAGGUUUUGGUACUGGCGGAUCAGGAAUUGCUGGUGCAAAUGCCAAAGCUGAUGCUGUUGCAAAUGUUGGAAGCAGUAAUGGUAAUGGUGGUUACGACGGCUUCAUAUUUGGAGAUGCAUCCGCCAGUGCUAGUGCCAAGGCUCAGGCUUCCGCUUCUGCUGGAUCAAAUGGAUCAGGAAGCUCAAACGCGAUUGCAAACGCGAAUUCGAACUCGUUCAGAGGAUUUUCUGGUAGCAAUGCGUCCGCCAAAUCGUCCGCCAAGUCGUCAGGUUUUGGAAAUGGAUCAGCCAAUGCGAAUGCACAAGCAUCCAGCAAAGCGUCUUCGGGAUCCGGCAACAGUUCCGCCUCCAGCUCUGCAUCCGCCAACGUGGAUACGACGGGUUUGCUCGUCUUCAGGGAUUAAUCGUCCAAACAUCCGGAUAUACUCGUUAUUUAAUUAAUUUUGCUCUCUCGAAUUAUUUAAUCGUGGAAAUGUUACGAACGCCAUGGACCGUGCCAUCACUCUAAACUCGAUUUUUAGGAUACCCUACCGAUUAGCUUGUAGGAUCUGAAACACGUCAAUGGAAUUAAGAGUCAAAGAUACAUCGAUUUAAAACGAUUAUCGACGCGAACAUCGAUCGACGCAAGGCAAUUAUCCAUGCUGGAUCUCAUGGCAAUGUAAUAUCGAAAUUCGUAAUUACUUUACAACUCGAUGUGUUGAUAUGUAACUAAUUUUAUUGCGCUUUAUCUUUAAAAAUGAAAAUUAAUAAUUUAUAGUGAAUGAAUAACGAAUGAAAUUUUAUCGGAGUCGAGCAUUCGAAAAAUAAAUUUAUUAUCAUUUGUGAUAAUAUUCUUGCCAAUACACGAAGCGUAGGAAGCAUUCUCCGUUUAAGAAAAUCCUCCGAAAUCCUUUUUUGUCUUUUUUUCCAACGUUAAUAUCGUAUAUUAAACUUAUCUUCGUUAAUUUGUUCACUUUGUCGAAGCGUCAACCCAUUUAAAAAUUUUUUAAAGUGACUUCCAUCGUGUUUUAUCGUAUAAGUGGAUAAUACUCGAUAUAUGAUUAGCGUUUUUUCCGAUUUUAUAAUAGAUAUUUAAGAUUGAACGUUAUCUUAGUUCUAUAAAACGAUGUAGCAUGUAAUUAAAAAACUUUGUACGUAAUUACGUUAAAAUUAUAUUUAACGUAACGAGCGUAGCUAUUUUAAUCUUAAAUCGUGAUAGUAAUACGAACGAGAUAAUGUUUUUUUUUUUCUAUCUUUAUACAUAGCAUCCAAUCAAAUAUCAAAUUUGCGAUAUAGUAUUUUAAUUAUCGACUAAUAAAAAAGGCAUUUUUAUAUUAAUUUAUAAACGAAUACGAAUAAAUACGAAGGCGUAUGAUCUUCGUACGACUUCUAUUCGCAAUAAAUUCAAUUAUACUUAUUUCUCUUUCAAAACAAUUCAAUUCUUCUCCAAACUUUUUCCAUAUAAACAAUAAUUUACGUACGAGUAAUUAGUUGUUGUAAAUGUAAAGAACCGGAUAUCAUGUCGUACAAACACAGUCGAAGAAACGAAGUAAAAAAUCAAA